AUGCAAUCAAUCGACCCUCGAGGCAAACAAAGAGCUUCUGGAACGUCAGCAAGAGCUCAAGCAACAGAGAUUCAAGCACCCCGAAUCUCUACACAAUUUACGAAUCCCCUUUCGAGACCCGCGGAACCUCCCUCAAUGCUACCGAACGACCCAGGCACUCGGAAUACCUUCGAAAGACCAGACGGAGACGCGCCGGACCUCGAUAAUUACGCGUCGGACCUCGAUUUUGACCUCGAUUCACUACCGUAUUCGAAGCCAGAAAGUCAUACAAGGGCUAGAUUAAUUAUCGAGGACUUCCUGGACAUAAAGAGUGAGGGAUUAAAAGACCACGAGCUUUGGUCUUUAUUCCGACACGCGAAGCAGGUCGAGAGGUUUCCUAAUCAGUCAAGCCUUAUUCGUCUCACUAAAAUCAUCGACGAAGCUCUACCUUCACCUCUACCUCUAAGUGCAAAUUCGCUUCGCCAAUCACUCCGCGAAGAGUACGAAGAGCUUCGACGCCAAAAAGAGGCAAUUGCGCGAGACCUCAACGACCUCCGAAACCUAACAAUUACGAGGGACGCGCAAAAGCGUAAGGAGAGCAUCGAGGAGGCUACAAGGCACAAAGAAGAGCUCAAAGCAGCAAGGCAAUCAUCAAGGCGAAGUUCUCGCGAUUCACUUCCUUCUCCCGUUCCUUUACUACUUCAGCCACCGAUUCCAUCACCGAGGGAACACGCUAAAGAGUACGACGAGCCCUUGAAGGUUGAGGAGAUUCCGGGCAAUUUUUACUCUCACCAGGGCAAUGGAUACCGCCAAGACCGAGCCCAGGAAUACGAGCAAGCUCUUGCUAGCAACCCUAACGAUCCUGACGGCUCGGACGGUGAUCCAGAAAGAGGGAACAAAAGGGGAAGCGAGUGGAAUGGGCACGGGGGAAGAGGAGGAGGACACGGUGGCCCGACGAAGAGAGGGGAAAACGGACCUCCAAGGGACCCUGGAUUCGGAAAUGAGCCGCCAAGGGACCCUGGACGAGGAUACGAGCCCCCCGGCGGACCUGGGCCAAACCGACCCCUUACCAGCACCCCUUUUUCGACCCGAGUGCUAGCCAGGCACACCUACGGCACCCCAGCCCCUAACGACGACGAUUUUCCUGAGCUCGGAACGGCGGACCCAUACCCGAGGGCGAAAGAAUUGGCCUUGUUCGCAAGGAGCUUCCCUAAGGAGCUGAAGUAUUCAGGACCCGACGAUGACUUCAGGACCCAAUUAAGGAUUUUUGCUAACCAAGCAAGUCGAUACGGUUUGACCUCCGACGACUACUUGGCGGCGUUCCCGAUUAUGCUUACAAGAGAAGCUAUAACCUUUUAUUAUAAUCACGUCAUCAAGGCCAGGCUUCCGACUUUCAAAGCAAACGCUAUUGCGGUAAGGGACCAUUUUGAGACUGACCACCGGCGGCAAGCAAAAUACGACCGCUGGGAGCAAAUUUCGCUGGAAUUGGUCAGAAAAGAGAAUCCAGGGACCUCGCUUAGCGAGUGCUUUGAGAAGCUCGCUAAAGAGCUCAGGGGCAUUCAGAGCUCGCUACGACCAGGUCUGAGGGACGAUAGGAGUCUCGCUGACAAGCUGUAUUCAGCUUGUAAAAACGUGCCAGAGACUACUAUUGCACGAAUGAACCCUGCGUUUACCUCUACCGCCGCAGUUGCUGAUAUUCGCCGAGCAAUUGGUUUUGCAACUGAGAGCAUUCAACCUCUUAAGAGUGAGAGCUAUCGACCUUCCAAGGCAAACAGAGCUUACGCGAGCUCUAGCGAGCCAUUUGAUCAGUCUCAGCACUCCUCUCAGCACUCUCUUCAGCACUCCUCUCAGCAUUCCUCUCAGCACUCUCCUCAGCACUCCUCUCAAACCUCAAGCAAGGCUGAUUCCGACAACCUUGAGGACGAGUACGAGUGUUUUAUUCAAGGCUGCCAAUACGGAGGUGAGCACUGUGAGCACUUCGCGAGGUGA
Drepanopeziza brunnea f. sp. 'multigermtubi' MB_m1 is the source of this 1968-nucleotide messenger RNA. Lineage: Eukaryota; Fungi; Ascomycota; Leotiomycetes; Helotiales; Drepanopezizaceae. The record is from RefSeq and is a predicted model, not a curated record.